AUGGCGUCUGGUCCUGGCAGCAGAGCGGAAGAACAACCACCAGCACUGCCUCUCAAACAGCGCAGGAGCCAUUCCUCUAGAAACUCCAGUGUGGAGUCUGACUGUCUUAUAUUCAGCUCUGUUGGACUCCUGCAUCAAAACUACGCAUGCAACGAUGUCUUCCCCGAACCCACUGACUGUCAUGCAGCCCAGUGCCCCAUACACCAACGCUACGAUCCCUCCCGACACCUGGAGAGAUUUUUCUCAGAUGGCACCCCGCCGCCUGUUCCAAAGAAGAAGCUAGCCCGCACUAUCUCCCUCCCUGGCACCAAGGCGCCUCCACUCUGUCCUCCGUCUCCACUGCAAAGAUACCCUCAAAACUUUGACAACCCCCUAUACAUGCUGGCCCCCAUACCCAACAUCUACUUCCAUGAGGAGAUAGAAGAGUUUCAACCAAUCAGAGGGAGUCCUGUCUCCUUGCAGUCCUUCUCCCAGUUGUCCUUUGACACCCCAGAUGAGCAUCUGCCCCACCUCUUCAGCACCUUUGAUGACCAGAGGGUUGUUUCUCAGGGGAUUCAGCAUCGCCACCUUCUCUUUCUGAGAAGCAUGGCACAGAACAUGGAGGCUGGGAUCCUGCUGCGAGGAGAGGCCGCAGAAAGGGAAGUCAUCUCAUACCAGCCUGAGGAUUUCCUGCUGUGUGAGGGCAGCGAGCCAAAGCAGAUCGGCGACACGGUUUACUACAGCCUGCACAGCCCCAAGCUUCCAGGGAGGAUGCUUGGUUUAAGGGCACACAAGCAGACUGACGAAGCUUCCUCGGCUCACACCAAACACCAGCCAUCGCAUGUCAACGUGCAAGAUGUUAUUACUCAAUUCCAAGCAAGCAGCACCCCGAGGAGUGAAUCCAGCAUAUUACAAAACCAAGAUCCCUUUUUUCCUCUCAAGUCGGACUGCACUGCUGCUAAAUCACCAGGUGGAGGCAGCACUGAGUGUGCCACAGCUCAUGAGAACAUUAGUCUGCCCUCAGUUCAGUCUUUCCUCCAGAGAGGCCUCUCGGUGAGCGUUGAGAGAGACUUCCCACAAGCCACUCUGGAGGACUUUGUUCAGGACAGCAGCUCGCUGCAGAGCACAGAUUGUUUGGAUUACGACAGACAGGUAUGUGCUCUGUUGCUGCAGGUAUUAAUGGGCUCACAACAUCUGUACAACAUCAGCACCACUGCUGCUGAGCUCAGACCUCGGGGGAUCUUUUUAGUGUGGCCCAGCAGGGAGAAUGAAGAGGGAGAAAACAAGCUAGAGCAUGAUGCCUCUGAAAUAAAGAGCAGUUUCAAGACCAGCAGAUGGAAAGAUGAAAUGGAACGGGUACAGGCGGCGAAACAAGGAAAGAUCCAGAUGUUAUGGAAGACAUAUGGCUCCCCUCGUGUGGUGUUGACCCCGCUGUCAUCUGCUCUGUCUGUUCCUAACCCCCUCACCUACAUCAAAUCCCAGAUUGGAAACCUAAUUCAAUACUGCUUCCACUCACAGGAGAGCCAAACACCUCUGGGCUCAGCUCCAACCCUGUUCAUGUCCUCACACCGACAGGGCCUUCUCUAUCUGGCCUCUCUGCUCCAUAGUGACAGCAGCGGGCCACAGAUGGCCGACAUGGUGGCCACGCUUCAGGUGCUCCUCUGGGGGCCACGGGUCCCACUCUUCAAUCACAGAGGCUCUAUGACCACCGCCGUACACAACUGGCUGACGAUCAAGCGAGCCCUGCUGGUGAUGAAGUUGGCCGAGAGAGGGCUGAUCCAGGAUCAGUCAGCUCUCGACUGGGAGGACUGUAUGUGCCUGCAAUACCUGUCGUUUACAGACCCCGAGACAGUUGUGAGCGUGACCAGUCAGCUAUGGCUCACUCCGAAUACAGACAGUCCAUCUUGAAUUGAAGUCAUUCCCUUAAGGACUCAUGCUGGGUAGUUCAAGUGCAACAUAUAUCAAUCAGCCAAAACAUUAAAACCACUGGUGUGUGAAGUGAAUAACAUUGAUCAUCCCGUUGAAAUGCAAUGUUCUGUUAGGAAACCUUGGCUCUUGGCAUUCAGGUGGAUGCCACUUGAUGCACUUCACCUACCCAAACAUUGUUAUAGACCAAGUGCCAUCCCUCAUGACA
Epinephelus lanceolatus (giant grouper) is the source of this 2113-nucleotide messenger RNA. RefSeq names its product inactive tyrosine-protein kinase PEAK1 (gene peak3). The record is from RefSeq and is a predicted model, not a curated record. Lineage: Eukaryota; Metazoa; Chordata; Actinopteri; Perciformes; Serranidae. Gene Ontology annotation, biological process: protein phosphorylation. Gene Ontology annotation, molecular function: protein kinase activity.